Messenger RNA from Asparagus officinalis (garden asparagus), 1227 nucleotides. Its product is annotated as FAS1 domain-containing protein SELMODRAFT_448915-like. The record is from RefSeq and is a predicted model, not a curated record. Bases 285 to 1097 code for a protein of 270 amino acids. The transcript has a single exon. NCBI's taxonomy places the organism in Eukaryota, Viridiplantae, Streptophyta, Magnoliopsida, Asparagales, Asparagaceae.
CUAUUAAAUUUUUGUGAAUACUCUGAAGUAUUUCCAAGAAAAGGCCGUACCCAUAAACUACAAAAACAAAUAUACAAACAGAAUCACCGCUAGGCAAUCUGCAUCAAAAUACAAAAAUAUACUACCAAAAAAAUUUCCUUUCUAAAUUGCUGCCUCGUAAUACUAAAAUACUACCCCCCCAAAAAAAAAAUCCUUCCUAACUCUUUACUACAUCUAAGGAACUUAAAAGAACCUAUAAAUCACAUGCAAACAUUGGUGAUGAGAAGAUCAAUCAUGCACGAGGCAUGAAUCUAGCUGUUGAAGCAGAAGAGUUUCAUGCAAAGCCCUCUUCUAUAACAAGCCCACAUCAUCACAGACCAUGCACAAUUAACCAUACAAGAGAAAAUUCCAUGGCUGCUUACUUGACCUCCAUCCUCUUAAUGAUUCUUGUUGCCUCAACCUCAGCACUCGACGAGGGCGAUCUCAACAAAGAAAUCACCAUCUCGAUGCAGGAGAUGCAGCGGGCCAGCUACUUCACCUUUGUGACGCUGCUCAACAUGGUAAAGGACAACAUACCACAAAACACCACUUUCUUGAUGCCAAGUGAUCGAGCUCUUUCAAAAGCAUCAAUACCCGAAAACAAAACCCUAGAGUUCCUACUGAGGCACUCAAUUCCCUCAACUCUUUUGUUCGACGAGCUGUCACAUCUGCCAACUGGAACAACAGUUCCAACACAUCAGCAAGAUUAUGCGCUUAAAAUAGUCAAUGGAGGGAGGAGAGAUUUUCACCUCAAUAAUGUUCAGCUUGUAAGUGCAGAUAUUUGUGCUGCUGGAACUUACUUUCGGUGCCAUGGAAUAUAUGGAGUUCUGAUGGAGGAAACCAAUGAAAAUACAGCAAAUUGCUCGCAGAGAAGUCCUCCGACUGAAAGGGAAGUGGGACCAUCUUCAGCUCCUCCUCAGCCAUCACCACCACCACCUCCUUUGGAAGUGUCUCCAAGUUUGGCACCAACAAUCAGCCCACCGACAAUUCACUCCAAUGAUGGAUUCAAAAAAUCAAGUUGGCUUUGUCAAGGAUCAUUUACUGGUUUAGUUUUGUCCGUAGUAUUGUCAGUGAUGUAGGUUUCUUUCUAUAAUUCUAGAAGAGGUCUCCUUGAGGCUUACCUACUAGGGAAGGCAUAGUUUCUGUUAUCAGACAUAUGUUUUCUUAAUGAUUAUUUUAUUAUUAAAUCACACUGAUGAUGUCCAAAGA